Messenger RNA from Dendronephthya gigantea, 1818 nucleotides. Its product is annotated as integral membrane protein GPR137B-like. Gene Ontology annotation, biological process: positive regulation of TORC1 signaling. The coding region runs from base 347 to 1657 and encodes 436 amino acids. Gene Ontology annotation, cellular component: lysosomal membrane. The record is from RefSeq and is a predicted model, not a curated record. The transcript is spliced from 12 exons. Lineage: Eukaryota; Metazoa; Cnidaria; Anthozoa; Malacalcyonacea; Nephtheidae.
CCUUGUGAAAAUUGUUCCCUUCUUUGCUUUUGAUGUUUGAGGUUCUGAAAAUGGUAAUGCAUUCGGGAAUAAGAGACGAUACACAUUUUUUAUUUUCUCAAAAAAAAAGAUGCUUGGGGGAUCAAAGCUUUGUCAAUUUAUGUACUGCAAUACUUACGUAAGAUGAAGUUCUUUAAGGCACAAGCUAAAGAUUGGUGGCUCGGAACAAAGAAAGAAAGAAAGAUUCCUAAAAGUCUCGUGACUUUUCAAUCUAAACACCAUACCUCAAAUGGAAAACGUCGAGCAAUUCUGGAAAAGUUUCUUUACGAUGUUCAACGAUUGGAGAGUAUAAAAUAAUAACCUGACCAUGGACUUUCAUCGUCGUCUAGUGCAGGAUCUUAAUUCUGUCGCAACAAAUCAUCCAACAAAAUCUACAACACCAACGUCGACAAUCCCUACAUUGAAAGAAUCGUUACCACUUGAGGUCCAGUUAUCGCUGACAAUUGUCUUCACAGUGCUUUACGCUUUGCUGUUUAUAUUCAUAUGGAUACAGUUGAUACUAAUUUUGGUGUAUAGACACAAAAGACUUUCAUAUCAGAGUGUAUUUCUGUAUUUGUGUCUUUUAUGGGCUGCCCUCAGGACAACUCUAUUUUCAUUUUAUUUCAAUGACAGUUGCAUGGCUAAUAAGUUAAAUAUUAUAUCGAAAUGGUUGCUGUAUUCGUUCCCUAUUGUCUUACAGUUUUUAACCCUGAGUUUGCUGGAAUUGUAUUUUUCACAAGUGGUACUGAAAUCACUCACAACUUAUGAGCCACAUAUCCGAUACCGGAAACGCCGUUAUCUUUUUGUAAUAUUUUUCAUUGUGAAUGUCAUUUUUUUGACGCUGAAUGUAACUGAUGCUGUGUUGGUGAAGUAUGAACCUUGUUGUGUUGCAAACAUUGUACUGGCAAGAGUAAUCAUCAACGAAUCAUUGUUCGUUGUUACCUCGCUUGCACUUUGUUAUUGUAUUAUAAAGUUAUCUAGAGCUUCUACAGGGAAUCUACUUCUGGAAGGUCAGGGAACAACUUUAUGUCAAGCAACCGUAAUUUGUGUCAUCAUUGGCCUGAUUUAUGUAUCACGUGCUGUGUACAAUAUUGUUGCUGUAAUACCUAAAGGCUUACCAUCAUUUGGUUAUGGCUGGAUCAAUGUUUCAGAUGAGGGUGAAGCAACGCAUGGCAAGGACCUCUCAAUUGCAGAAAACAGAAAUUAUGGAUAUGUUUCAUUUGGUGUUGUCUUGUUUUUCUGGGAAUUCUUGCCAACAUUUUUUGUUGUUGUCUUCUUCCGCGUGAAGAGACCCCAACAAGGCCUGGGAUCAAUGCUCUCUUCCAAUAAAGAGAAUAAAAAGAAAUUCUUCUUUGACAAUCCAAAUCGAUACAAUUCAGAGGAUGAUCUUCCUGGGACCUCACAGAAUUUGGGUUAUGAUAUACCUGCAGGGAUGAGGUCACCACAUGGCGCUGGUUCACAUACCAUCAAUAAUUCCAGUUUGCAUCGCGUGCAUUCCUAUGGUUCCACAGGUCACCCAGGUUUCAUCCGAUCGUCAAGUAGUGUUCCAGGGCACAUACCUGGUACAACUCCCACAAGAUUGUUCUCUGAAGGGAGCAAAAAUCCAUUAUUAGGAACAAAUAAUGGUUCAGGACAGUAGACAUCGCCGGAAAUAUUUCAGCAACAACUUUGAUUGCAACAAAUAUAGAAUUGGUACAACAAAACAUUGAUGUUAUAUAUAAUUUUUAAUGUAAUAUUGAGAGUUAGAGAUUUAAUUCAUGCUUUGAUAAAACAAAUGGAAUUUGUUAAGAAUGUGUGCAA